AUGGAAGGAGAGAAUCAAACAGCUCUGUCUGAAUUUAUAAUUUUGGGAUUCUCCGACCUAAAUGAACUGCAGUUUUUGCUAUUCACCAUCUUCUUUCUGACUUAUGUCUGUACUUUAGGAGGAAAUGUAUUCAUUAUCUUGGUGUCUGUGCUUGAUCCACAUCUACAUACACCCAUGUAUCAUUUUUUAGGGAAUUUGGCUUUUCUUGACAUCUGCUACACCACUACCAAUGUUCCCCAGAUGAUGGUCCAUCUGCUAUCAGAGAAGAAGAGCAUUUCCUAUGGCGGAUGUGUGGCUCAACUUUUUGCCUUCAUUUUCUUUGUAGGAUCAGAGUGUCUCCUCCUGGCAGCCAUGGCAUAUGAUCGCUACAUUGCAAUCUGUAAGCCCUUAAGGUAUUCGGUUAUUAUGAACAAGGUCCUGUAUAGCCGGUUAGCAGCCUCCUGCUGGACUGGUGGUUUCCUCAACUCAGUGGUGCACACAGUACUGACAAUCCGUCUGCCCUUCUGUGGCAACAACAAGAUUAAUUAUUUCUUCUGUGACAUCCCCCCUUUGCUGAUCUUGUCUUGCGGGGACACUUCUGUCAAUGAGUUGGCCCUAUUAUCCAUUGGGGUCUUCAUUGGUUGGACUCCCUUCUUGUGUAUUGCUUCCUACCUCUACAUUAUCUCUACCAUCUUGAAGAUCCGCUCCUCAGAGGGGAGGCAAAAGGCCUUUUCUACCUGUGCCUCUCACCUGGUCAUUGUCCUGCUCUAUUAUGGCAGUGCCAUCUUCACGUACGCGCGGCCCAUCUCAACAUACUCACUGGAAAAGGACAGACUAAUCUCAGUAUUGUAUAGCGUUGUCACCCCCAUGCUAAACCCUGUAAUUUACACAUUGAGGAAUAAGGAUAUUAAAGAGGCUGUGAAAGUUGUGGGAAGAAAGUGGCAGCCACCAAUACUCGCUUUUGAUAUAUAA
Messenger RNA from Bubalus bubalis (water buffalo), 951 nucleotides. Its product is annotated as olfactory receptor 5V1. Gene Ontology annotation, cellular component: membrane. Gene Ontology annotation, molecular function: olfactory receptor activity; G protein-coupled receptor activity. Gene Ontology annotation, biological process: G protein-coupled receptor signaling pathway. Lineage: Eukaryota; Metazoa; Chordata; Mammalia; Artiodactyla; Bovidae. The record is from RefSeq and is a predicted model, not a curated record.